Molecule: messenger RNA, 699 nt
Organism: Plasmodium inui San Antonio 1
Lineage: Eukaryota; Apicomplexa; Aconoidasida; Haemosporida; Plasmodiidae
Exons: 3
Coding region: 1-699 (232 amino acids)
Biological process (GO): mercury ion transport
Cellular component (GO): membrane
Molecular function (GO): mercury ion transmembrane transporter activity
Source: RefSeq, a predicted model, not a curated record
AUGAAGAACCGCUUGAAGAGGACAUACGUUUACAUAAAGUCAAAUUUGAACAAGUUAUCGUCGAUAGCAAGUAUUAUAUGCCUCAUCGAUUGUACUUUAAUUCCGUUAAUCACUGUCCUGAUUUCUAUCUUUAGUGUGGUCCACGAUUCUGAGAAUGGCGAAGCAGAAGCGGGAACUCACAACCAUUCCCACCAUCAUGGAUGGCAGGAAACAGUGGCGCUCUACCUGAUGACGCCGAUAAUUUCGUUCACGACCAUUUACAACUUUAUUCAGCUGAAAAACUUCUCCCUUUUCAUCUUCACGCUCGUGGGAAUCACAAUGUUUGUGCUGUCCCACGCUCAUAUUGAGUUCAGAGAUCAAAAUAUAACGAAUAGACUCAAACAAGCGCACAUACCAAUGUCAAUAUUAGCGGCAAUUAUUUUAAUAAGCACAAAUUAUAUUGCGCACCAACUUUUAAAGUCGAAGAACUUAGAUCCCUGUUGUACCCACAAAAAAAUAACCAAUCAUUUGGAUGAUCAAUCGUGGAAACAGCACCAUCCUCACCAUCAUGACCACCACCGUGAUUUAGAAAUGAAUGAAGAUAACUAUAAUAUGCAUAAUCACACAAGCAACAAUGACAAUGUUGCCAAUCAUGAAAAGUAUUACAAUAUUAGAUUUCAGCAGCAUAAUAAUGAUCACGAAUUAGUUAGAUUUUUGUGA